AUGGAGCUCAGUAUCAUUUCCAGAGACACCAUCAAACCAUCGCUCGAUUCCUCUUCACUUAAACAUGUAAGCCCUUUCAAACUUUCCCUCGUCGACCAGCUGACUCCCGCAACUUAUAUGCCACUAAUCUUGUUCUACCCCAUGGUCCCCAUUAGUGACCCCAAGUCAUCGUUCAAUCUCCUCGAAACCCUAACCCGGUUAAAAAGCUCCCUCUCAGAGACUCUCACUCUCUACUACCCAUUUUCGGGACGGGCUAAAAACAACCUCUACAUUCAUGACUUUGACACCGGUAUUCCCUUCCUUGAAGCCCGAGUCAAUUGUCGAAUGCUCGAUUUUCUUAAGCUCCAAGAAACCGAGUUACUGAACCGUUUCGUUCCAUUCCAGCCCAUUUGCAAGGAAACUGAUGAUGAGUCUCUGCUCCCGAUGAUAGCUUUUCAAGUGAAUGUCUUUGCUUGUGGUGGAACAGCAAUUGGGGGAUCCGCUUCUCACAAGCUGUGUGACGGGUUGGCCGUGAACUCUAUCCUUGAGUCUUGGGCUGCUAUUUUUCGUGGGGAGCUUGACAAGGAUAUCUGUCUUUGCUUAAUCUCCUCCGUCCAUCUAACACUACCGAAGCCUCAUUUGUCUUUCCACCAAGAGCUUUGUUGCCUAAAAAGUAUCUAG
Molecule: messenger RNA, 660 nt
Organism: Rosa rugosa (rugosa rose)
Lineage: Eukaryota; Viridiplantae; Streptophyta; Magnoliopsida; Rosales; Rosaceae
Product: stemmadenine O-acetyltransferase-like
Exons: 1
Coding region: 1-660 (219 amino acids)
Source: RefSeq, a predicted model, not a curated record